CUGUCAAGCAACUCGGCGUGUCGUUGAAUUACAAGACGCCGUAUCCCCGCCAUCCCCGCCAUCUCCCACGCCACGGUUCCCACACUAUUGAUUGAUUGGCCUUGGCCUCUUGUUAUUUCGUACGGAACUGUUCAGCCGCAGCGUCCCCUGAUAAUCUCGCAUCGUCGUCGCCACUCAAAACUUCUUCAACAGACGUUCUUCCUCGUUUUGUCCCUUUCAUCUGCAUACAUAUUCUAUUGCAGCAGACUUCACAAAAUGGCCCCGCUGGACCUCCCACAGUUGCCUGCUCCUCACAAGGAGCUGGCCAGGCACAUUGCGCAGCACCCAGAGCAGGCGGUCGAGGGCAUUAUGGCCCCGUAUCGCAAAUAUGAGGCCCGUCUGCGCGAGGUCUAUGCCCAGGACCGCCAGAAUCCUGCCCUGGACGACCCGUACAUCAAUGUCGUUCCACUCUUCACAGAUGACACCAAGCACAUCACCACCCGAGCUCGGGACUUGUCCCAAGAAUCGCCGGAGCAGCAGUCCAAGUACAUCAUGGCUCUACCAGACGACAAACGUCGCCCUCACGGCUCACCAGCCACGGUCGCCGACCUGGCCGAGUUCCAGCACAACUUCGGUGUCUUUUCCGAGUCCUCUUUGGUCGAGUUAGACUGGAGCAAUGUGGUCGCUGCAGGGUCUUCCGUUGUCAACUGUCUCCUGCCCGUCCCCCAGGACUUCAAGGUGUCGAAGCGCAAGCUGCGUGAGUAUUAUCACGAGAAGUUUUGUCCCGCCUCCGACGUCGACCUUUUCUUGUACGGCCUUACGCACGAGCAAGCUAUUGAGAAAAUUAAGCAAAUUGAACGCGCUAUCCGAGAUGCUCUUCUCAACGAGGUUACCGUCGUGCGUACCAAAUACGCCAUAACGAUUGCCAGCCAAUAUCCAGUGCGACAUGUUCAGAUCGUUCUUCGUGUCUACAAAUCCAUUAGUGAAAUUUUGACCGGCUUCGAUAUUGACGCCGCUGGGGGUGCCUACGAUGGAAAGCAAGUAUACGUAACCCCGCGAGCUCUUGGUAGUUUUAUCACACAGAUCAAUCAUGUCGAUCUCUCUCGCCGGAGUCCUUCUUACGAGAACCGCCUGUCCAAGUACUCUCACCGCAACUUUGAAGUGUACUGGCCCGAGCUCGAUCGAUCUAGGGUUGAUCCUACCAUAUUUGAGCGAAGCUUUCAACGAACGCUUGGUUUGGCCAGACUACUGGUCCUGGAGCGCCUCCCCACCAACUCUGCCCGAGAGGCCUACUUGAAUAAGAGACGCAUGGAACGCGGCAGACCAACCAGGCACACCAACCGAUUUCCAAUCAGAGGCAACAUCAAAGAUUCACAUGAGGACGAAGUUGCCGACUGGUUGUCAGAAGAGGACAUCAGCAACUACCAUACCUUCACCGUCCCAUAUGGAGAAAAGUUCCACGCGAAGCGCAUCGAGAAGCUCUGCUACACCAGGGAUCUCCUUCUCAAUGCCGAGUGGAAUCAGUCUAAGGAUCGUGAAGUCUACCUCCACCGUCACCCGGCUUUUUUCGGUCGCGUCGAGGAUGUCAUCGAGGACUGCUGCGGAUUUUGCCCCAAGCCUGUUUCGCCCGAGGAGAUCGAGGUUGCUGGGAAGGAGGCCGAGAUCUAUAUCUCGGGCAAAGUAUCGUUUCUUAUCGACGAUCCUGGACGCCAACAAAUCGGUUCCUUCAACCCCUUGACCGAGCAAGACUGGACCGACAUGGCCUAUGUCGGUAACACUGCGAGAUUGUGUCAAUCCAUUGUGGAUGGCGACAUCGACGACGUCCUCAAUUGGCUCUCUCAAGAAGAUGCUGACCCCAACAAGCGCGAUUACACCGGCCGCACACCAUUGCAACUUGCAGUCAUGACCUCGACCCCUGAGAUAGUCAAGUGUCUGGUGGACCACGGUGCUCGCCUCACGGCGAGGCUAGCAGAUGGCAGGACUGCUCUUCAUCUUGCAGCUGCUCGAGGCCAGACCGAGAUGAUUAAGAUACUCAUGGAGAAGAGUAUCGAGAAUGAAGAGGCUGAAGAGGAGCGUCAGGCAAGGCGUCGUAAGGCAAGUGGUAUCAUGAGGUCUGAUGUUGGAGGAACGACACAUGAUACCGAGAGUGAGGAUGUUGAAAACCCCGAGCCUGAAGACUCUAAAGACUCUGAAAAUUCUGAUGGCGAACUCGUUGACGAUGCCAAGACAGAAACCGAUGUUCAGUCGCUUGCUACGGGGUCGUUUGUGAAAGUGAAGAAGCAGGAUGGCGACGGCAACGACGAUGACGUGGCUCUGGAAGCAUCAGAGGAUGAACCAGAUUACUACCAGAUUGACGUCCUUGCCUGGGAUGUUCCUUGCUCGCCCCUGCAUCUCGCCAUCGCCGAGGGGCACGAGGAGACGGUGAAGCUCCUUUGCGAUUAUGGAGCAGACUCUAUCCUGCCAGUCAAAUUUCUCAGCUCCGACUCUGACAACACUGCUGCGAUUCUCACUUUGACGCUUGCACUCUCUCUCCCGACUGAAAAAGCCAAGUCCAUGGCCAGACUUCUCCUUCGGCUCGGUGCAACCUCGUCACAGGCCGAUUCCCGAGGCUACACAGCCUUCCAGAAAUAUAUCGACACAGGCAAGAGCGAAGUGAUUGAUGUUCUGCUCGACACGGACAGGAUGGGCGUAAAGACAUCCAUCAAUCACUUGGCGUUCACCGGCUACAGCUGGAAUGCGAACACGACCUCGCCCCUUCACAGCGCAGUCGAGCGAGGGGAUUCGGUUCUGGUCCUCAAAUUGCUCAAUGCUGGAGCCAAGAGCCAGAUUGAUUUCGACACUUGGCUGAAGGCUGCCAAAGUAUCCUCGAUUCAUGGCAACCUCGGUGAUCUGGACCAUGCGCGCCGCAGUUAUCGAGAAUCCUUGGAGCAACCUCUUAUUGCCGCCAUUCGUUCUGGCAACGCCGAUGCCGCCAUCAAACUCUUGGAAGACGGCGCUGACCCGAAUGCUCUUACAUCAGACACCAAUCGCCUCCUGAUUGACGAGUACAGACGCAGGUGGAACCAUGGUACUUCAGCUCUGGACCUUGUCCGAGACGUCAUCCAUGAGCUUUUGAUGUACAAGGGAGAAAAGGCUCUUUUCACCGAGCCCACUUCUCAGCCAGGCAUGGAUGAGUAUCUUGAGAAAAUCGAGACGAACACGUAUACUCACUGGAUCGUCUCGACGGACGUAAAGAAAUCCAAGAGCCGUUUUGAAUUCGAAGAGAAGGCGUAUGCCAAGGAGGUGGAGCGCCUAAGGACCUUGCAGGGGGCCGCCGAGAAGAAGGAGGCCAUCGACGAGACCCUGUCAGAGUUCACGAAUCUGGAGAGCGCUCUGAUUGCCAAAGGCGGCAAGGCGUUUAGCGAGCUGCACCCCGACAUCGAUGCCCAGCCGCGGACAUUGAAAGCACCCCAGGAUCGAGAAGUUGAGAAAGUACAUGAGAAGUAUAAGUACGACUUCAGCUUCAACAACGACCCAGAUAUGAACGAUGCGAGAAGGGACGGAUAUGUCCAGCUCAUGGAAGCCGCGUGGUCCGGAGACUUGGAUCGCAUAAAGUCGAUGACCCUAGAGGCGUGGGGUCCGGAGAAGGAUCGAGCACCGCUUAAGAUGUCGAUCUCGGAUAAGUCGCAGAACUCUCCCUUUUCAGUUGCGUUUCUCAAAGGCCACAAGGACGUCGCUCAUGCCAUUCUUGAGAUUGUCAAAGCUCAAUGGUCUGCCCCGGAGAAGGAGAAUCUGCGGUACAAAAUGGAGCAAGAGGACGACGAUGAUGAGGACGAGAACGACAGCGAGGAUUCGGCAAACGAUGACGACGACCAGCCACGGAUCGUUUCCGAGAACCUGGACAAGACAUUCACCAUUGAAGAUAUUGGAAAGGUGUCUAUGCAAGUCAAAUCGCAUGACAAGCCACUCGACAUUCUUUGCAGAUCCUUUCAGACCUUCACCAUCAAUGACAAGGCCGUCACAGAAAUGCACUCCAGACGCAGUCUAUUCGUGCAUGUGCUGGAUAAGGACGACACGGCGGGUCUCAAAGCGCUAUUGGACAUGGCGCAGCACUUCUCGGGACAAAAGUUGCCGUGCGAUGAAGAAGAAGGCAGCGAAAAUUUUACUUUCCCCGAAUCUGACUUCCGUUGGGCUGUAGAGAACGGGAAAACGGGACUUCUUGGAUUGAUCAUCAAGCGCACUGGCGCAGGAAUCCCGCUGGACCACUUGGUCAAGAAAAGCGGUGUUGAAAUCAAGAAGAAGCCUCGCUACUACCAGGGCCUAACUGUCUACGGCAAGAAGAGAAAGGACUGGGCGACGGCGGGUCGCAGUAUGGUGACGAGAACAACCGGUCUACGGACCCCUCCACUUCUUCAUGCAGCUCUCGGUGGCUCCCUCGAAGGCAUCGAGUUCUUCUUGAGCGAGACACCACAUCGCCUUUACGGAGAGUUCGGCAAAAGCAAAGCGGCUCGGGACGAUCCUCGCCUGAAGCAUCUGAAGGAGAGUCCGAAGGGGUUCGAGAGAGCCAUAUCCAAGUGGCUGGGGGCUGACAACGACUUGGUCAUUCACUGUGCGGUGCUGAGCACUGUAACUAAGGAAUCGGUAGAGUUGCUCGGGUACCUGGUCAACGCUUGCCCCGAAUUCAUCGAGAAGAAGACUUCCAGCGGCGAUACGCCUUUGAUGGUCGCCUGCAGUCUCGGCCGGAUCGAAUACGUCAAGACACUCCUUGCCGCCGGGGCCGACCAGUCCACCAGGAAUGCGAGUGGCGAGAAUAUUGUUCACGCAUCGCUCAAGGGUAACCCCACUGCUGCUCAUAUCAAACCCUUGAUGGAAAUUCUCGAUUCAGAUCUACGAAAGCACCUAUUCUUGCAGCGGAAGAGCCUCGAGCACAACGGCACUACUCCCCUGCACACAUGGAUCUCUCGAGUCUGCGGCUUGUCGGACAGUGGAGAGACCACGAGCUACUACCACUACAACAGGAGCUACUACAACCAGGCGCCGUCAGAAUAUCGGGAUCAGGAAGUAGUUGUGACUAUGGCCAAGCUUCUGCUAGGAUACUCGAAUGGCGAAGAGCUGGAUAUGCUCAACGGGGCUGGAGAGACUUGCCUGCACACCGCCGUCAAGCGCGAGGUGAUCUCGCUCGUCAAGGUCCUAGUUGACUUCAAGCCUCAGCUGCUGCUUCGGGAGAAUGCGGUCGGUCGCACGCCCGCCGAGAUUGCGCAUGACCAGCUUCAGAGCCAGACGUUCGAAAAACCCAACGAUCACUACCGACACCGGACGUCCACGGCGGUGGAAGAUCUCAUCAACAAGCAUGUCGACAAUUUUGCGACUGAGUCGAAGGCCGACAAAGCUGAUGACGCUACCAUCAAGGGCAAGCUCCAGGCUCUCGGCCUCAGCGCCGACUACGACGAGGGAGAUCUUGUCUCUCUGUUGGCAGCAAUGGGCACCAGCGGCGGCAAGUCGGGGUCGACGCCAUCGUCUGGGACGAUGAAAAAAGCAAUCUGGGACUUUUGCUUCUCGGCACUGAGCAAAGAUUCGGGGAAGCGCCGACUCGUGAGCCUCAAUGAGGCCAAUGACGUGGCCAGACGGCUAGGCGAAAAGCACACGCCGUCUCGCUACUUCAGCGUAGAGAACCGCAAGGACGAGGAUGAGGAGGAGCAAGGGUCGCAGGAUGGCAAAGAUGACACGACGGACUUUGUGGUCAGAGAGAUGCAGCAACGCAGGGGCAAGGCAUGGGAGUUCUCCGAGUACGAGGCAGAGAAGCUCGGCAUCUCCAAGUGCGACGGGUGUGGGAGAUACCACCCGUAAAAAGCUGGAAGGAAGGUCUGCAGUUUACUUCACAGAAAGAUUGUGAGGCCAGGUGGCUUGGUGCGAGAUGUAUCAGCUUCCAUGUACGGUGCUUGUUUGCUAUGGAUGUGGUAGUGAGGGAAUAGGAGAUGGUCCGAGCCUUGGUGCGCUUUAACAGAAACCUUCGUGGGG
Messenger RNA from Purpureocillium takamizusanense, 5976 nucleotides. RefSeq lists its product as uncharacterized. Gene Ontology annotation, molecular function: protein binding. NCBI's taxonomy places the organism in Eukaryota, Fungi, Ascomycota, Sordariomycetes, Hypocreales, Ophiocordycipitaceae. The coding region runs from base 256 to 5805 and encodes 1849 amino acids. The transcript is spliced from 6 exons. The record is from RefSeq and is a predicted model, not a curated record.